AUGAAUUGGGAGAAGUAUAUUCCGAUUGACAGGCAACUUGGCUUGUCGGGUAACGAACUGAAGGAGUGGAUUGAAGAGCAGCAGAAAAAAGAGCGUGACAGACGAGCUGAGGAUAGGGACGCAUCGCGAAUAGCGCACGAACAGGAGAUUGCUCGUCUGGCGGUGGAACAAAGUCUGCUGGAGGCUAAGUGUCGUCUUGCUGAGCGCACGGCUGGGACGGUUGGAACCGGUGGAGAGAGCCUAGAAGCCAGCAGCGAAGCGUUCAGGAGCCCCCACAAGCUUAUUCCUCCCUACAAUGAGGGCCACGACGAACUCGACGCGUACAUUCAGCGCUUCGAGCGGGUAGCCAUGAGUCAGGGAUGGCCAGGUGACAGAAUAAAUAAGGGCGAUAUUGGCACACAACCAAACAAGCCACCGCCGGACGACAGCGUACCCCCACAGACCAACGGUCUAAGCGAGCGGCUAAACAAGGCAAUCGACGACAUGCUAACCAUGUACGUCGACGUAGAAUACAAGGCGUGGGAGGCCAUCCUUCCAUACGUGACCAUCGCAUACAACAUGGUGGUGCAGGAGAUGAGCAAAUGUCGCCAUUCAAGUUGGAAGAAAAAGGCCACCAGAAAAUUUGAAGAGGAAGCCGAUCCCGCUUCAUUUUUGCAGCUGUUCAAGUACUCCUCGUUCAAAGACCGCAGCUUCACGGCCAUCGGCUGCGUGGUCGCCAUAGUGACCGGCUUCUCCAUGCCGACCCUAAUUGUGCUCAUGGGCCACCUACUGCGCAAGUUCGUCAUUUUCCAGUCGGUCGCCAGCGAACUCUGCGGGAACCAAAGGCUGACGAUCGGGCGCUUCCAGAGCGAGGCGAUGGAGAUCGCGGGCCGCAUGGCACUCGUGGGCUUGGCGAUGCUCCUCAGCAACGUCGUCAUCAUCGGCAGCCUUGGCAUAUCGGCCACCAAGCAGUCGUCUCGCAUACGCUACUACUUCAUGCGCGCCAUGCUCCACCAGGAGGUCGGCUGGUACGACACCCACAUCAGCGGAGACGUCGCAGGCCGCAUCACCUCGGACUUCGAGAAGAUCCACGAUGGGCUGGGUGAAAAGAUUGGCAUGUGCCUGUUCUUUCUAUCGACCGCCCUGGCUUCGCUCAUCUCGGCUUUUUGGCAUGGCUGGCAGCUGACACUCGCAUUGCUCGCGCUCGUGCCCUGCCUCGUGCUCCUCACCACCGUAAUUGCCAAGACCCAGAGCAAGCUGGAAGCCGAGGAAUCCACCGAGUAUCGCUUCGCGGGAGCCGUGGCUUUGGAAGCGAUCACUUUCAUAAAGACCGUGAUCGCCUAUGGCGGACAGCACAAGGAGAUGACGCGCUACUCAGAUGGUUUGGAUAGGGCCACGCAAACUGGUUUCCGCAAGGGUCUGGUCGCCAGUGUCGGCGUGUCCGUCAUCUGGGCCUCAAUCUUCGCCAACUAUGCUCUCGGCUUCUGGUACGGCAUCAAUCUUAUAGUAGCAGACUUCGAGAUGCCACCCGGACAGAGGCAGUACGAUACGAGCACGCUUAUAAUUGUGUUCUUCAGCGUGCUCAUGUUCUCCAUGAGUUUGGGACAAGCGACGCCAUACUUUCACGCUUUCGCCAAUGCGAAACGUGCAGCCGGCAAAGUCUAUCAAGUUAUCGACAGGAAACCGGCCAUCGACAGCAGGUCUACCGAAGGGAUCAAGCCGAUGGAGUUUGAAGGCGCCAUCCAAUUCAACGAGGUCACAUUCUCCUACCCUUCCCUCCCCACCACCGACACACCGGCACUGCACAACUUCUCGAUGUCCAUCGAUCCGGGAGAGACGGUCGCGGUUAUCGGGAGGCAGAAGUGCGGCAAGAGCACCAUCAUUAGCCUCAUGCAGAGAUUCUACGACGUCACUGGUGGACAGAUCCUGGUGGAUCAGAAAGAUAUACGCUCCUACAACAUAGGCUGGCUGCGAGGGCAGAUGGGCGUGGUGGGUCAGCGGCCCGUCCUGUUCGAUGCCACGGUGUCCGAAAACAUCCGUCUUGGCCUGGGCACCGCCACGCAGCACGACAUCGAACAAGCCGCCAUCGCAGCCAACGCGCACCACUUUGUGCUCAAGCUGCCCAAGAAAUACGACACUCUUGUGGGCCCCCACGGUCAUCCCUUGAACUCGAGCGAGACGCAGCGGUUGGGCAUCGCGCGUGCCAUGGUACGCAACCCACGCAUAUUCCUGCUCGACGACCAGCCGAGCACACUGGACUCCGAGGCGGACAUGGCGGUGCAGGUGGCCCUGGACAAAGCUCGCGCAGGGCGCACGGCGCUCAUAAUGGCCCAGCGGUUAUCCACGAUUCGCUGUGCCGACCGCGUGAUUGUGAUGCGAGCGGGACGCGUGGUGGACAUUGGCAGUCACACCGAGCUCAUCAAAAAGGGCUCGGCACCCUACAUCGACAUUAUCACCACUCAGGUUACUGAUAAAGCUAAUGUUGAUGGCAAAGUUGUGCAGGUACCUGUGCAGAUGACCCCACAAAAGGACGACGGCGGGACGCAGACUCCGCCCCAGAAUCGAAUGACGAUGCGCCGGGUUCGCACGCUGUCCUUCUCGCAGCUGCGGCAGCCCUUUAUACUCAAGAACUUGCAGCACGGUGAUUCUGGUCGUGACAGUGCUGACCGUCUGACGGGAGCUGCUGCAGCAGCGAGUGACCGCAAGAAGAUGGAUGGUGGCGACGCUGCGUUGACCGGAGCCCGAUCACCCGAGCCGGGCAAGGAGUGCGAUUCGCUGAGCGUCCAACUCCGUGAACUGACGAGACCCGAGCGGAGGUACAUGGUCGCCGGAUGCAUCUGCUCGCUCUUCAUGGGCCUUUGCAUACCCGUGUACGCCAUCUUCCUCGGAGACAUGUUCCAGGUACUUCCGCUGCACUCGACAUUCGUGGCAGCAGCGGAGAUGAUCAAGUCCACAACCAUGUUCUACUGCUUCCUCUUCCUUGUCGUUGGUGUCGUCACUGGACUCUUGGCUUUCGUCCAAACGUUCACCUUUUCGGUGGUCGGCGAGAACCUGACUCGGAGGCUGCGCAGCAUGACCUUCUCGGCCAUGAUGAAGCAGGACCUGGCCUGGUACGAGGAGCUGGAGAACACGCCCAAUGCUCUCCUCGGUUCCUUGUCAACGGACACGGCUCGAGUUCACGGAGGCACGUGCAGCAAGCUGACGUCAAUGUGCCAGGCGUUCUCGGCGCUGGUUGCGUGCUUGGUGAUGUCCUUCUACUGGGACUGGCACCUCGGCUUCAUCGUACUCGCCUUUGUGCCACUGGUGCUGCUCUCGACGUACCUGGAGAGCCGCAUGCUGCGAGGGAAGCUCAUCUCCUCCAAGCAGGCCCUGGAAUACUCCACCAAGGUUGCUGCCGAAGCUAUCCAAAACAUUCGCACGGUGGCCUCACUGCACCAGGAAGAGGUAUUCUGCGCCAACUACAUGCUGUCGCUAGCAGAGCCGCAAAGGAUCAUGAAGCGCAAGGCGAUCGUACGUGGAUUCACAUUUGGCGUGGCGCAGUGCAUCCCGUCAAUGGCGUACGCGACGUCGCUUCUAUACGGCAGCCUCCUUGUUGGACAGUGCGACCUCCAGUUCGGUAACCUGCUCAAGGUUGUGGAAGGCGUGAUCCUGGGCACGGCCAUAGUGGGUCAGGCGGUCUCCUACUCACCCGACUUCCACAAAUCCAAGCUCGCCGCGCAGAAGUUAUUCCGACUCAUCAAUCGCGUGCCGACCGUCGACUUCUGCGACCGGAGCGGAAUCACCAUGGACACGGUGCGCGGCUUCCUGACCUUGAACGAGGUUAGCUUCACGUACGCGGGUGAGCAAGACUCCAAGGCCCUGGACCGCGUGACCUUCUCCGUGGAGCCCGGUCAGCGGGUUGCCAUCGUCGGCACCGUCGGCUCGGGGCGCACCACGGCCAUCUACCUCGUCGAGCGCUUCUACGACAUUGCCGACGGCGAGAUCCUGAUUGACCACAUCUCGACCAAGAUGAUGCGGUUGUCGUGGAUGCGUGAGCAGCUGGGCUACGUGAGCUCAGAGACGCUGCUGCGUAGCUACAACCUGUUUGAGAACAUCGCGUACGGCGAUAACAGCCGCGAUGUGUCUCGUGAGGAGGUCGUGUCAGCUGCACGGCGGGCCAACGCACACGACUUCAUCACGCAGCUGCCUCACGGCUACGACACGGUCCUUCCGUCUUCGGGAGCGCCGGAUCUGCUCACCGAGAGCCAGGCCAAGCGCGUGGCCCUUGCCAGGGCUUUGGUGCGAGACCCACGCAUCCUGUUGAUCGACGAUGCCUUUAAGGGCCUGGACGUUGAUAAUGAGCGCGUGGUGCAAAACGCCAUUACGGAAGCGAGUAAAGGCCGCACGUGCGUCAUCGUAACGUCGAAGUUGUCCGCUAUCAAGGACGUCGACCGCAUCUUCGUUAUGCAGCGUGGCAAAGUGGUCGAGAAGGGCUCGCACGCGGAGUUGAUGCGCCGAGAGGGCGUCUACCACAAGCUCUUCACCGAAGAAGGAGCUGAGCAGUCAACUACUUGA
Molecule: messenger RNA, 4533 nt
Organism: Rhipicephalus microplus (southern cattle tick)
Lineage: Eukaryota; Metazoa; Arthropoda; Arachnida; Ixodida; Ixodidae
Product: ATP-dependent translocase ABCB1
Biological process (GO): oligopeptide export from mitochondrion
Cellular component (GO): mitochondrial inner membrane
Molecular function (GO): ATP hydrolysis activity; ABC-type oligopeptide transporter activity; ATP binding
Source: RefSeq, a predicted model, not a curated record